CUGAGAGAGUGUAGCUGGCUGUUUGUUCUUUUUCCAUCUGGAGGACUAAUUGACUAAUUUGCCUGCAAGCAUCCCUGCCAACUUGAUUCCUGACACUGAAGAUGUCUGGAAACCAAAGCAACACAAGUGAAGACCAUUGUGAUUUCGACGAUAGUUUAAUCUUCACUCUGGUUCCACCCUACAUCCUGGUAAUAAGCGUGCUUGGAAUCAUCUUUAAUGCGUUGGUGCUGAUGGUUUUCUGCCUCCACAAGAAGGCCUGCACUGUGGCUGAGAUAUACCUGAGCAACUUGGCUGGAGCUGAUCUUACUCUGGUGUGCUGUUUGCCCUUCUGGGCUGAAUAUGCAAGAAAGAGAUACGACUGGCGUUUCAGUGAAAGCCUGUGCAAAUUAUCAUCAGCUGUUAUAUCCAUGAAUCCGUUCUGCAGUAUUUACUUCCUUGUUAUGGUUAGCAUAGAUCGUUAUGUGGCACUGGUGCACCCGCUUUCCCAUGAGAGGAUAUGCAGACCAUUUUAUGCCAAACUGGGAUGUCUGUUUGUGUGGGUUUUUGGCUUGGUCUUUGCUCUCCCCAUAUUCAUCUACAGGAAGUUAGAAUUCAACUCUCAGUCAAAUCUUACUCACUGUUUACCUGACUUCACUUCACCAGAUCAAUAUCUGAUGUAUGACGUGAGACCCAUAAUAUUCAGGUUCAUCAUCCCUGUUAUCAUUAUUUUGUUCUGCACUGUCAAAAUUAUUCAAGCUCUGAGAAAGAGGCGAAUGGAGGGUUUAAACCCACAGAGAACAGAGCAGAAGACCACAACUCUCAUCCUGGCAGUUCUGCUGGCAUUCCAGAUCUGCUGGGUGCCAUUCCACGUGACAAAGAUACUAGAUGUGCUCCAAUACACUCGCAUUCUGAAAUGUCACAUCACACUGAUCAUCUUCCAUCAGGUCUCUGUGUACUUUGCCUUCUUCAACAGUGUCCUUAACCCCAUUCUCUACAUCAUUAUUGGAAAAAGCUUCCAGAACAGAACAAAGGAAUUCGUCAAGCAAUUAACUGGCAAUUAUUUAUCCGAGCAUUAGGAGCCUUUGUGUUCAGAUAUAUAUUCUUACAUUAGCAGCGUAAUGUGUGAUCUUAGAGAGAAGACGCUAUA
Messenger RNA from Oreochromis aureus, 1126 nucleotides. RefSeq names its product B2 bradykinin receptor-like. The transcript is spliced from 2 exons. NCBI's taxonomy places the organism in Eukaryota, Metazoa, Chordata, Actinopteri, Cichliformes, Cichlidae. Gene Ontology annotation, molecular function: bradykinin receptor activity. The coding region runs from base 102 to 1055 and encodes 317 amino acids. Gene Ontology annotation, biological process: G protein-coupled receptor signaling pathway. The record is from RefSeq and is a predicted model, not a curated record. Gene Ontology annotation, cellular component: plasma membrane.